Molecule: messenger RNA, 2951 nt
Organism: Nannochloropsis gaditana CCMP526
Gene: SEL1
Product: SEL1 protein
Exons: 1
Coding region: 104-2893 (929 amino acids)
Biological process (GO): ERAD pathway
Cellular component (GO): endoplasmic reticulum membrane
Molecular function (GO): protein binding
Source: RefSeq, a predicted model, not a curated record
AAACACAGGGUUCCUUGAGAAUAAAAAGUAAAACACGCACGCUCAGUUCCGGUCAAGUUUAUGAUAGCAAGUGCUGUCCACAUUGACGAUAAUUGCGAGUGCAAUGGAGGUAGAUCCUAGUUUUCAUACCUCAGGCAUCGCGGAGAGAUGCUGUAGGCGUGAAAGGACCGUCGUCCGUGCUCUCAUGCUUGUUCUGCUAUUUAGUGUGCUUUCCACCACCGCAUCCACCGAUGCGGCUGCCACCAUCGAGGAUAAGGCUACCACAAUAUCUUCAAAUGGACCUGGAGGCAAAGGCGGCCCUGUCCAAGGCCCCAAAGCCGCUGGCGGGGAGAAGAACAAGCCCGGGAAGGAGAGCCACCACAACCUCGACCAUCUCGCCAAAGCCAAACGCCUUGCCAUUAUCUUCGGGCGUUCCAAAAAGGGGGACGCCGACUUAGACAAUCUUACGCGAUCGUUCACUUGGGAGCAAUUCGGGCCGACUUACUGUGAAGUCGGGCGAGUUUUUACUGAAGGGGUGGCAGGGGAGGACGGGUCCGUGACGGUGGCUCGAAAUUUGACGCGAGGACUAGACUACCUGGCACGCGCCGCCCAUAAGUAUGGCUAUCCUCACGCACAACACCGUUUGGCCGUCGCCCACGUGACGGGCCUAUACGGCGAGCCCCCGUCACUGCCCGUCGCCCUCCCCGAUGCCACGGAGGCAGAGGAGAUUGGCUCAGGCGGCGAGGCGGCAGCCUUGCUUCUUAACCACUUCGCUGCGAUGGCGGGAGACGUUGCAGGAUCCAUGGCUAUGGGGUUCCGGUACUUGUAUGGACAUGGCGUGGCUAUAGAUUGUGAGAAGGCCGCCUUGUACUACGAGGUGGCCGCGAAUGUCGCCGUGGAGGAGUUGGGGAGGCUGAAGGUGUUGCCGCCCAAUGAGCGGGUGCGCCUCUUCGACGGGAACCUGGCGGGGGUAACAUCUCAACGAAAGGCGGCCAUGGAGGCAGAUCAGCAGCUGGUCGACUAUUACAAGCACACUGCCGAGAAAGGCGACGUGAGCGCGCAGGUCGCUCUGGGCAAGCUCUACUUCCAUGGCUCCCAAGGAGUGCCUCAAAACCUGGCCAAGGCCGCCGUAUUUCUUGAGGAGGCCGCCCGGGCAGGGGAUCCCCUGGCUGCGGGCAGCAUAGGGCACAUGUACCUGUUGGGGGUGGGCGUCCGGCAGAACAACGAGACCGCUCGUCGGUUUUUUGUGCGCGGACAAGAGUCAGGGGACGCAGCCAGUCUGAACGGGCUGGGGCAUAUGUACAUGUACGGAAUGGGCGUGGAAAAAAAUGUGGAGAAGGCGAUCAAACUCCUGCAAAGGGCAGCACAUGAGAAGGGAUACUCGGAGGCCUUCUACAAUCUGGGCUUGAUCUACGCAGGCCUUGUAGGGGAGAAAGAGGAGGAAAAAGAGAAGCAAGGCGAGGGGGACAGAAGCCGGAAAUCGACAAGUGGAGGAGAGUCGGAUGCACGCGCAGACCGAGAGGAGGAACCAGACUCCAUUUCACUGUCCGCGAAGCAUUUACAGGAACUGAGAGAGGACCCUUUGCUCGCGGGAUUGCCCCAAGAAAUGUUCGACAAGCUCGCAGACAUCACCCUACAGGCUGCCGACUUUGAGAAGGUCGCAAGAGAGACAUUGGAGAAAAAGGGAGACAAGGGAAUUGAAAGCAAGUCGGGUCGCUUGACAGCAUCCGUUACGUCAGCAAAGGAACUUGGGGAGCGUAAGGGGACCAGGAGCCUCGCGAAGGCUCUGAAAUACUUCUCCCUGGCCGCACAGACCGGGCACAUGGGCGCCUUGCACAAGCUGGGCCAGAUGUCCGCCCAAGGCAUCGCCACGCCCCGCGCCUGCUCCACGGCCGUUCACGCCUUCAAAAGCGUCGCCGAGCGCGGACCUUGGGUCACUGCCAUGAGCAAGGCCCUUGCCCGGCACAAGCGCGGGGACCUCCUUGGCGCCCUAAUCUUGUACAUGCACCUGGCUGAGAUCGGCUACGAAGUCGCGCAGUCCAACGCCGCGCUUCUCUUGGAGGAGGGGACCUGCGGGAUGCUCUCUCCGACAGCCUGCCAGGCGCUUGCAGUCCGAUAUUAUCGCCACGCCUCGCGGCAAGGCAACGCGGAAGCGAGCCUGAAAGUGGGAGAUGCUCAUUAUUACGGUACCGCUGGUCUCCCCGUCGACUUUUCGCGCGCGGCACGUUACUACCAAACGGCGGCCGAGCUCCGUCAGCCUCAGGCCAUGUUCAACCUGGGGCUCAUGCACCAGUACGGUGUAGGGCUGAAGCAAGACUUCCACCUGGCCAAGCGAUUUCUUGACGCCUCUGCGGAAGCCUACCCGGACGCCAAGUGGCCCGUGAACCUGGCGCUGGCGGGGCUCUACCUCCACUGGUGGCUCAUGGGGGAGGAUCAAUCGCUGAGGGAGUCGCCGAUCGUGACGACGGCCCCCGGGGUGAGUGUCCUCGUGGAACACUCGGUCUUAGCAAAGCUGGCGAGGGCCUGGGAGAGGAAAAAGGAGCAAUGGCGACAGGUGUGGGCCGAUAUGCCAGCCAGUUGGGGGGGCGGCGCAGGGCGUGCUGGAGCAUCCAUAGGAGUCGGCAAGGAAGAGGAGACAUGGAGCUGGCCUCAUAUUUUAGAAAUGCUGUCCGCAUUGGACACUCUGCUAAUUGUGGCCCUGUCCUCCGCAUUCUUGUACGUAAUGCGCCUUCGGGCAGAGCAACGCGAGGAAAUGGCCAGACGUCGAAGAGGGCGGCAGGGGAGUGAGGGUGGUGUGCCUAGGGUAGCAGACGUGGGAGAGAAUACGGUACCUUUGACAGAUUAUCAGGAAGAAUCAAGGGCUGUAAGAUCAGCGGACGAAAAUUUAGAUAUAGAUAGAGAACAACAAGACUGAAGAAUGCCUGAAGUGAAACAGGAAGAAGGAAAUUAAUAGCCAAGAAAGGGUCCUUUCG